AAUAAGAUAUCUUUUACUUGUUUUAGUUUGCCUCACAGAGUCGCUGUUCUCGCGAGAUUUCAUACCGGAAGUGAGGAGCGCGGCAACAUAAACAUUCAUGGCGGGGAGACUGAAGAAACAAGCAAAAGAUGCUGUAAAGAUCAUAGGAUGUGGCAGCGCUCUGUUCCUCGGGUACCUCACAGCAUCCGGAGAUGAGCGCUUCUAUGCUAAUGCUCUUAUGCCUGUGCUGCAAAGGAUUGUGGGAGCAGAGACAGCCCAUUUCUUGUCUGUGCGGUUCAUCGGACUUGGUCUUGUGCCCUGUAACCGCUACAAGGACCCAACAUCUCUGGAGGUUAACGUGUUUGGUAAAAGGUUCCAGAACCCUGUCGGGUUAGCAGCAGGUUUUGACAAGCACGGUGAAGCAGUGGAUGGACUCUAUAAAGUGGGAUUUGGUUUCGUUGAGGUCGGGACAGUCACACCAAAACCACAGGAUGGAAACCCGAAACCACGUGUGUUUAGAUUGGUGUCAGACCAGGCGGUCAUUAACCGAUAUGGAUUCAAUAGUUGUGGCUUUCCUGAAGUAUACAAGAGGCUGAAGGCCAGACAGCUCACACAGUCAGCGCUGACGGCAGCAGGUAAACCUCUCGGCAUCAACCUCGGCAAGAAUAAGAUUUCUACGCAGGCGGUGUCAGAUUAUGUGGAGGGGGUGCGGACGUUGGGCCCUCUCGCUGACUACCUGGUGAUUAAUGUGAGCAGCCCUAACACGCCGGGCCUUAGAGACCUACAGGGAAAAGAAGAACUGCGCCACCUUCUGGACAAGGUGCUGAAGGAGCGAGAUUCUCUGCCAAGUAAGAAUCGCCCACCGGUCCUGUUGAAAAUCGCUCCUGAUCUUACUGCUCAGGACAAAAAAGACAUUGCAGAAGUCAUCAUGGAGGUUGGUGUGGAUGGUUUAAUAGUUUCAAACACAACUGUUUCCAGACCCGAGACUCUGAAAGACCCCAAAAAACAUGAGAUUGGAGGACUCAGCGGUCAACCUGUUAAAGAAAUGUCCACGCGCACGGUGCGAGACAUGUACUGCUUGACCAAAGGAAAGAUACCCAUCGUUGGAGUUGGUGGGGUGGCCAGCGGGCAGGAUGCUCUGGAUAAGAUCCGUGCUGGAGCGUCUUUAGUUCAGCUCUACACGUCUCUGGUUUACCAGGGUCCACCUGUUGUCGUCAAGAUCAAAAGAGAACUGGAUGAUCUUCUGAAGGAACAGGGUUUUGGAUGUGUAUCAGAAGCAGUAGGUGCAGAUCACAGACCCAUUGAGACGACAACACAUACACCAGCCCAAGAGAAAGAGACACAUAGUGACUGACCUCAGAACUGUCAGCAUUUACUCCAGGACAUUUCUCAAGUGACACAGGUGGGAUUGGAAUUGUAAGGGGAAAAAUAAAAAUAUCCAUCCGUUUGACCCAACGGCGGAAACCAAACAUCAUCGCACGUUCUGUCUUUUCCAAUGACGUUUUAACAUUACCCAACUUAAUAUCUGACUACAAAAGAUAUGAAACGUGUCAUAAGUAAUUCUGAAUCAAAUUGAUAUAAUUGUAGAAUUUGGAUAAACGUUUGAUCAUUCUAUUUAUUCAUGUUUACAUUGAACUUGUUCAUACGAGUGUCAUAUCAGCCCACACCGGCCAUUGUGUGCAUUCUGAAACAUAAAGCUCGACCACACCAGAGGUCUGGCAACACCGGCCACUGUAACCAUCUAUAUACAACUUGAUAAAAACCCAUAAGAUGAUCAGAGGUCCAAACUAGCGCCUUCUAAUUUGGUAUAGCGAAUCAUAUACUAUACAACAACUUAAUCAAAGUAGGGGUAAUAACCAGAGGUCCAGGCGUAUCUCCUUAUAACCUGCCUAUAGUAGUGUAGUUGCUGGACAUCUUAGUUAGCGGUAUAAACAAUUAGCAUGACUUUAUACCCCGGUCGUAGAUUUAUGGUAACAAAAGAUAUCGUUAUACUUUAUAGUAACUUUGAAGAAUCAACAAAACAGAGCAAAUUAGAAUGAAUGCAAACGUAACAAUUUAUUAGCCAGGUAGGAAGGUCAUAAUUCAAAGCCAAUUUACAAUCCAAUUAAAACACGAAGAAACAAAUAUAAUCAAAUGAGAAUAAUGCAUACCUGGCAAUGAGAUGAAGAUCUGGUUACAGAUUCCUUAAAAAGAAAUAAAAAACAUUAUGCUAUAUCAAAGAUACAGCGUCAUGGGGGUUCCUUUCUGCAUAUAGAAAAUCCCAUCCAAAUCUUUUACCAUUUUUCUUAAAUAUCCAGAGAACAAAGCAUUGUAAUAAUGAUAUACUGAUUGUGUGGCAGUGCAGAAACUUUCUGCUACUAUAUGUUUACAUUAUUAUUAGGGGCACCUAUUGUAAUUGUCAGUAUUAUUAUUCUUCCUCUUCUUCUUCUUCUUCCCCAAUGGGAGUCUAUGGCAGCCCUAUGAACCGUAAGUAGUAGAAUGAUGAAAUUUGGCACAGUUGUAGUGGUGGUCCUAAAUAGUCAUGUGGCUAAAAAUUGGGGUCUCUAGCACUAACUCUAUAGCGCUACCAGCAGAUAAAAAAUUCAAUGUUCAAAUGGUUAUAACUGCUGAUCCGUUUGAUCUAUGAAAAUUCUACUUAGUACCCAUGAUUGCUCUCAUCAUGCUUAUUGCUUGUUGUUUUUAAUUUCUUGGUGUCUAUGGAUUCCUUGGCUCAUGCCGCAUCUGUCGAUGUGUAUUAUGCCGGGUUUGACCAAACCGCCUGUCCGCCAUUUUGAAAUUUGACAUAAAUUGUUAUAUCUUUUGAACUAUUGGAGAAAUCGGUAGGGAGCUUUGGCAUGAUGCCCUAAACGUACCUGGGAAGUCAGAGUACAGCGCCACCUAGAGGUUAUGAACUAUAACAGUUCUUAUAGAAGCUGCGCCUUGCGUGUUUGAUGCGCUGUAUGGUGCUUGCUGUGCUUUGUGUGCUUGCUGUGGUUUGGGUGCUCAUUGCGCUGAAGGUGCUUGGCCCCAUAUCGUUGCUUGCAGCUAUAUUUAUUAUUAUUAUUAUUAUUCAUGUUUGUUUCCGUGAAUCGAUCGUAUGAAAGGAAGGAGUAAUAGGUGGAGCUAACCUGAAAGAACCGGAAGGAGAUAAAAGGGACUGCGUCGCAUCCAGAAGUACUGCGUCAUUGUUUUGUUUACCUGGUGAGAGUGUUGGCCUGCCGUGAGAGGACAGAUGUUGUUCGGAUGAUGGCUUUUGAGUUUAUUGACGAGUGCACCGUAGAGCUUUAGCUUUGGAUCGUGUGAGCAUCAUUCCCAGUCGAUAACUUGUGAUAAGCUACGGACAAUUGUAUUGUUUUCCUUGAUGGGUUUUUUUGUAAAAACUAGAAAUGUUUUCGAAUUGCCACGUGAUGUAGCAACUGCUCAGUGUCAGUAAUCCUAAAUCCAAAAUACCGCCUUAAACAGACGUAGAGUUUUUUUAGCUACCAGAUCACUGUCAAUCUCCUCUGCAUCCAUCUUCGCUCUGGUAUUUCCGCACUGCGCACACACAAGUGACGACGCACGCCACACACUUGCAUGCCACACGUGCACCGCCUUUUUUGUUAAUUUUUCUUUCUUUUUUUUAAACAGCAAGGAAAAUCAUCAAACUGUUAUCAGAAAGUUUGUGUUAACAAGUCCACACAUUUAUUUAUUUAAUAUAAUUGCAACAUUUUGCUGUCAUAUAAUCGCACAGGCUGACAUCGCGAUUGCGAUGCGAUUAAUUGUGCAGCACUACUCAUAAGAUUCAAACAUCACUCACGAUUGAAAAUGUAUGUGCCAUUUUUGUCUGUUUUCAUGUUAAAGAUAAUUGGUUAUUAGAGGAUUUGUCACUUGAUUUAUGUAUGAAUGUAUAUGCCGAUUAUUUAUAAAUAUUUAUCUUUUUCUUAUUGUAUGUGCACUCUGUAAAAUCUUAUGGAAAAUGAACCAUCAAGAUGACGCAGUCCAUACCCCGCCUGUAUUGCUAUACAACAUUGACAUUUAAACUUUUCAUCCUUUUCAUUUGACUUACCUGAAAUAAACCACAAGCACCAAACUGCA
Misgurnus anguillicaudatus (oriental weatherfish) is the source of this 4032-nucleotide messenger RNA. It is a transcript of the gene dhodh, whose product is annotated as dihydroorotate dehydrogenase. Gene Ontology annotation, biological process: pyrimidine ribonucleotide biosynthetic process; 'de novo' pyrimidine nucleobase biosynthetic process. Gene Ontology annotation, molecular function: dihydroorotate dehydrogenase activity. Gene Ontology annotation, cellular component: mitochondrial inner membrane; cytoplasm. NCBI's taxonomy places the organism in Eukaryota, Metazoa, Chordata, Actinopteri, Cypriniformes, Cobitidae. The record is from RefSeq and is a predicted model, not a curated record.